AAAAAAUACAAAUAUAUUAUAUUUAAAAAUAUGUCUUAGGACUUCCUUGUACAAUGGGGAGAAACAAGAAUGUUAUUCUGGGAUUUCUUAAAGACAAAAUGCAGAAGCGUAUUCAGAGUUGGGAGGGUAGACUCCUUUCAAAGGCCGGUCGUGAAGUGUUACUUAAAACAGUUGCUCAAGCUCUUCCUAGCUAUGCCAUGUCGGUCUUUUUGUUGCCUUUAGACACUUGCUCUGCUUUGGAAAGUAUGAUGUCUAAAUAUUGGUGGAAUACUACUUCUCAAGACACCCAUGGUAGCACCUGGAUGAGUUGAUAAGAGGCUUACGAAGAGUAAAAGUGAUGGAGGUAUGGGAUUUCGUAGCCUUCAUGACUACAAUCUUUCUUUACUCGGCAAACAAGGCUGGCGCCUUCUUCUUAAUGAUCAUACUCUUGUGGGACGUGUGUAUAAAGCGAGAUAUUAUCUUCAAGGAAAUUUCCUUACUUCCUCACUUGGAAGCAACCCAAGCUUCAUUUGGAAGAGCAUCUUUGAGUCACAAGAUCUAAUUAAAACAUGUGCUAGAAUUCGUAUUGGUUCGGGUCUAGAUACUAAUGUCCUCAAUACUCCUUGGCUCCCAUCAGAUACGUCUCCUCGUGUGGAAUCUGAUCAUCCUUCUCUGCACUCCUGCAAAGUCUAUCAACUAAUGAAGACUGAUGUUAAAGAGUGGGAUUCUGAAGUGUUAUAUGACCUUUUCAACUCAAGAGAAGCACAGAUCAUUCUCCAGAUUCCUCUUAAUAGCAAUUCCAUUGAAGAUGUCUGGUAUUGGAGCAAAGAACCAACUGGUUUCUACUCGGUGAAAAGUGCUUACAAGCACCUACAAGUUAUAAAGGGUAAUUGGUCCAUGGAUGAUAAUUCGAAUCUGUGGAAGAAUUUUUGGAAGAUUAAAGUCCCUCCUAAAGUUCUCCACUUUGCUUGGCGUGUAUUAACUGAUUGUUUGGCAACCCGUGUUCAACUUCAAAUUAAGCGAGUCCCGGUUCAGAAUCAUUAUUUAUUUUGCAACUCUGCAGCUGAGACUACCCUUCAUUUGUUCCUUGAUUGCCCUUUCUCAAAGUCUUGUUGGAACAUAUCAGCUGUGACAAUUCCCCGGCCCUUCGACUGCUACCAGCUUUCUUGACUGGUUUACUGUAGUGUGGAAUCGGCAUAAAGGUGAUGCCAUUGAAGAAGUUUUAAUGAUCAGUUGGUCUAUUUGGAAAGCCCGCAACAACAUUGUUUGGAACAAUAAAACAAGUACGGCUGCUGAAGUUGUUUCUACGGCACAUCAAGUUCUUGGUCAAUGGAAAUUUGCUCAAAGCUGUCGCUUUGAGCCGCUGCACCUAAGCUCAAAUAACAGUAGCAGCAACGAUUAUUGGACAAAACCAGCAGAAGGAAUGAUCAAGAUUAAUGUCGAUGGUGAAACGUUUGAAGCCAACAAUUCCUACGGGACAGGUUUCAUUGUUCGGGACUCGAAUGGAGCUGUCAUUUUUGCAUCUUCCUAUUAUUCGACGGGACUUUCAAGUGCACCCAUUGCUGAAAUGAUAAGCAUCACACUACAAGAAUAAUGGGUAAUACCAACGCCACUAUUACCAACGCCAAAAAGUCCUCAUUAAAAGUGAGGGUAUCAAUAACGACACUUACUUGUCGUUGGGAAAUAUAUUCAAUUUUUUUUUUUUAAAAAAAAAUAGUAAAUCACUAACGACUUUUUUUUCAAUAACGACAAUGUCGUUAUUGAAAAAAGCUUCAAUAACGACAUUGUCGUUGGGAAAAAUUUUAUUAUAUUUUGAAAAAUGUCCGUUGCAUUGGCGGCAAAUUUCCCCCCUUUUUUUUACAAUGUCGUUGGGGACUUCUCCAAUAUAAAAAAAAAAUGCUGAAAAUCCUAUUUCAUUUAUCUCAUCCCCUAUUUCAUUUAUCUCAUCCCCUAUUUCAUUUCAGCUAAAGAAAACCCAUCCCCUCCGCCUCUCCCUUCAAAAUCCGAAAACCCAUCCCCUCCGCCUCUCCCUUCAAAAUCCGAAAACCCAUCCCCUCCGCCUCCCCACUCCGGUCGUCGACGUCCUUUGCUGCCACUGCCGGCUCUCCUCCGCCUGAAAUAGCGUCGGCCAACCACCAGCGGCGAGUUGUGAGUCGCCUCAGACGUCUUAUGUGUCAGAGCCUCGGAUGCCACAAAUGUCACGAUGCCACAAAUAGGACAGCAGACUUCUCAGAUGAUACCGACACAACAAGGGCAGCAGACAUCUCAAAUGAUGCCGACACAACAAGGGCAGCAGACAUCUCAAAUGAUGCCGACACUACAUGUGCAGCAGACAUCUCAGAUGAUGACAAGUUCGCAAAUGCCGCCAUACUACCCACAUAUGUCGGAUGUUCCUGGAGAUGCUAGUGAUGAGGACGAUGCUACUACAAACUUCUUUUUGAAUUUUUAUUUUAAUUUAACAAACUAUCGGUUUAAUGUUUAUUAAUAUUUUAUGAACACUUAUUUAUAUUUAAGUAUGCAGUAUUGUAAUGUUUAUGACUCACUUUUUAUUGUAAUAUUAGUGACUCUAAAUAUUUACUUUUAGUUAAAU
This is a messenger RNA of Cannabis sativa, 2569 nucleotides long. RefSeq lists its product as uncharacterized. NCBI's taxonomy places the organism in Eukaryota, Viridiplantae, Streptophyta, Magnoliopsida, Rosales, Cannabaceae. The coding region runs from base 346 to 1149 and encodes 267 amino acids. The record is from RefSeq and is a predicted model, not a curated record. The transcript is spliced from 2 exons.